AUGUAAUUCUUUAGGUGCACUUAUCUAGGUCAUGAAAAUGAAGAAAUAAUAGGAUUUUGCUUAAAUUAGACUUGCUAAAAUGCAACUUAAUACUGCUAUGAGUGCUUAAGUAACACUCAUUCAGAUCAUUUGAAUGACUGCAUUCGAUUUGCCAUAAUUAGCAAAUAUAUUAAUUAAUUCAUACAAAUCUAAAGAGAACAAACAAAAUAAUUUAAAGAAAUCUAAAAUGAAUUGACUAACUGUUUUGAAUAAAUUUUUAAAAAAAUUGAUCAAAAUAACAAAAUUUUAGAAAGUAUGAAUCAAAAGCUUUAAAACAAAGAAUUCUUAUCUUUCAAGUCGUAGAUAAAUAUAUUAAAACUGCACUACUCAAAGGAAAAAGAAAAAUAAAUAUGUAUUAAUUUUAUUUUUAUAUAUUAUAGAAGAAUAGAUAACAUAAUUGAAUAAUAUUAAUAGUGCAAUCAAGAUUAUACUCAGAGAUUUAAUAAAAUGGUAUGAUCAAAUCAUUUCAGGAAAUAUAAAUAAAACUAAAAUUGAAGAAGUUAAUAGGAUCAGUUAAGUGCAAAAUCAACAAAGAAUGUAAGAGGCUAAAAGAUUAUUUAUAUAAGGUAAAAUAAAUUUAAACAUAAACUAGGUUAAAAAUUAGUUAACGAGGGUAAGUUUAAAGAGGCUUUGAUUAAAUUUGAUGAAUCAAUAAAAUAAUUUAAUUAGGAUUACAUUAUUUAUGUGUGGAAAGGUAACUUAUUUAAUAUUAAGAGUACAAAAGGAUUUGCAUUAGAUAGUUUAAGUAAUUUCUAAGAAGCUAUUAAUUGUUACGAUAAGGCUAUUGAAAUUAAUCCUAAUCAUGAUAAUGCUUGGAAUAACAAAGGUAAUAGAUGUUUAAUAUUAUUUAGGUUGGGCAUUAAAUUGUUUAAAUAAAUUCUAAGAAGCUAUUUAUUGUUAUGACAAAGCAAUUGAAAUAAAUCCUAACCAUGAUUAUGCAUGGAAUAAUAAGGGUAAUAUAAUAUAUAAUUAUUAUUUAGGUUUAGCAUUAAACAAUCUAAACAGAUAUUAAGAGGCUAUUGAGUGUUUAGACAAAGCUAUAUAGAUUGAUUCUUAAGAUGAUUAUGCAUGGAAUAAUAAAGGUAAUUUAGUAUUAAAUAUUAUUAUUUAGGAUUUGCGUUACGGAAAUUAAAUAGAUUCUAAGAAGCACUCGAAUGUUAUGAAAGAGCUAAUGAGAUCAAUCCUAAUCAAGAUAGUGCAUGGAAUAAUAAGGGUAAAUAUUGUUUAAUAUAAUGAUUUAGGUUUUGCGUUAAAGAAAAUGAAUAGAUUCUAAGAAGCUGUUGAGUGUUACGAUAAAGCUAUUUAAAUUAACUCUAAAAAUGAUAUGGCUUGGAAUAACAAGGGUAUUAAAAUAAUAAAAUUAUUAUUUAGGGUCAGCUUUAAAUAAUUUAAAUAGAUUCUAAGAAGCUAUUGAGAGUUUAGACUAAUCUAUUUAAAUUAAUUCUAAAAAUAAUUUUGCAUUUGAAAAUAAAGGUAAUAUAAAUAAUUAUUCAGGCUUUGCACUACAUCAAUUAAAAGAAUAUCAGAAGGCAAUAGAAUGUUAUGAUCUAGAUCUUUCUCUCCAUGUAAAACCUGUAACUUUGAAAUUAAAAGGUAAAACAUCAAAUAAUAUUAUAUCAGCUGAUGCACUAUUAGAAUUAGGAAAGAAAUCUGAAGCAAAAAAACUUUAUUAAACUGCAUUGCAAAAAGGAUCUAAUGAAAAGGAUUAUAUAAAGAAACAAUUAUCAAAAUUAUGA
Paramecium sonneborni is the source of this 1775-nucleotide messenger RNA. The record is from the annotation of a GenBank genome assembly. Lineage: Eukaryota; Ciliophora; Oligohymenophorea; Peniculida; Parameciidae.